AUUAUCUCGCCAGUAUAAAUAGAAACAUGCUCAGAGAGGGCACAGGAUGGAAAACUCAUGAUGAAUUGUUAGGGCAUGUUGUGUUGGUUCUGUCAAUGCCUGCAGUCAGAUGAUUUCACUGGCUGUACAGGAUGAAAUCUCAUAUUUCAAUGUAUAAGUAAAAGUGUCAAAGUUCAGCUGAAGCAGGGACGAUUACAGAGCAAAUUUUGUGUGUAUUUGUAGCCAGGGCACCAGAGCAAUAGAAGAAGCCAGAAUGAGCCGGAAAAACAAAAGGAGUUUAAAGGAGAAAUUUGCCUUGAAGAACAGCUUGGUUAAAGAAGCCCUUUCAGAAUUCCUGGGAACUUUUAUACUGAUACAGCGUGGUUACUGCCUGACAAACACUGCACAGCUUUGAAUGAAUUGCUGCUGUUUGUGGCACUUGGAUGUGGGUGUGUGGGGCAGGCCGUCCUCAGCCGAGGAGCCCAUGGUGGGCCCAUGACAAUAUCAGUUGGAUUUGCAAUGGCAGUCACCAUAGCAGUGUAUGUGUCUGGUGGGGUUUCUGGUGGUCACAUAAACCCUGCCGUUUCAUUAGCCAUGUGUGUGGCUGGAAGAUUAAAAUGGACCAAAUUGCCAAUUUACAUAUUAGCACAACUCCUGGGAGCAUUUGUUGGAGCAGCGGCUGUCUUUGGGAUUUAUCACGAUGCCUUUAUGGAGUAUAGCAAUGGGACACUUGAAGUCACAGGACCUUAUGCAACAGCACAGAUCUUUGCAACAUACCCAGCUCCAUAUCUAUCCCUCAUAAAUGGAUUUGCAGAUCAGGUGAUGUCAACAGCUGUUCUUCUUCUAGUUAUAUUCGCUAUUUUUGAUACCAGAAAUAACAGAGUACCAAAGGGCCUGGAGCCAGUUGUAGUAGGACUUCUUGUAAUCGUUCUUACUUGCUCCUUGGGAAUGAACAGUGGCUGUGCCAUGAAUCCAGCCAGGGACCUCGGGCCUCGUCUCUUCACAGCCAUUGCUGGCUGGGGCACUGAAGUGUUCACGGCUGGAAAUAAUUGGUGGUGGGUCCCUAUAGUUGCACCUAUGCUGGGAGGAGUACUUGGAGCUCUUACCUAUAUAAUUUUUAUUGAAAUUCAUCACUCAGAUAAUCAGCAAGGAGAAGAAAACGAUGUAUAUGAUAAAUAUGAACUAACGAACAUGUAGUAAGAAAUUAAGAAUUUUCUUUCUGUUUUUGUUGUAUUGUUUUUAAUGCAAAUGAUUCUUUGGACCAUUUUGUAAAACCCACGUGUCUCUAUUAGAAAUUCACACUUCAAAGCAGAAAAAAACUAUAUAGAAAACAAGUUCAAAACUGAUCUCCUCUGUCCUUGAAACAUAGGGCUGACCACACUCAAAUUAGGGAACAAAAUUACUGGAGGGAGGCAUGAAAUGUUGUUAUUUUCAUACAGCUUUCAGAGCAAGUUAUCUCCUACAUGAAAUUGUAAGGAGAUGAUACACUGCACUGUUAAUUCAACACGGAUGAUCUUAAUCAUGUUGCCUAAUUAACUGAAAAUAGAUGAGAUUGUUAUGAAACUGCUUCCAAAGGUAGUUAAUUGGUUGAGUGCUGGAUUAAUAUCUAAGAGCACAUCUCACUUCUUAUAGCCAUUACUUAAGAAUGGCUUGUCUGGAAAGAAAAAAAGAUCUGAACUGCCUAAACAUCAAGCGAGUAGAUUUAAAUAACUUACUAAAUUAUUAUGCAGCCACUGGUUGAACAGUGAAGAAACAGCUCAUCAGUGAAUCAGCUUGAUAAUUCAGAAUAUCAACACAAAAGCUGAAAAACUGUUAUGGGAUCAACACUAAAAAGGCAAAGCCAUAUUUUUGCACAGGUUCUUUGUAGCAAUAACAUUCAGUUAUUUUUACUGUUUACUUGACCUUUAUGUUACUCAACAUUGAAAACUUAAUCUAGAAUAUUAAUCUGAACCUCUCCUGCUAUGCUUUCUGGAUAAAUUUUAUUCCUGUAGAGAUGGGCCAGCAAUAGGGGUUUAUACUUACACAGGGGUUAGCACAAGGCCUAUGUGUGUCUAAGCUUCAAAGAGGUCUUCUGCUGCUGAUGUACAUGAGGGGGUUUUGUCGGCUUAGUAGGAGUAAUUUUUAUUUUGGUAGCAGUAAUCACAGUUAGAAACUGGUCUCAGACCUACUCCUGGAUCUGAAUUCCCCAUGGAAGGUCAACUCCACUUCAGAAUUGUGAAGCAUGGGUUCUGUUUGGCUAAACAUAAGCAGUUGGACAUCGAACCAGCUAAGUAUUUAGGAAGCAGUCCAUGUCAGGAUUAGGGUCAGGUCUAAAAAUGAAGUUAUUUCUGCUUAAUCAUUGUGAAUUUAAUGUAUCCAACACAUUCUAACUUCCUUCCUAGUAGCAUACGUACAUUUAUACAUGCACAAAGUUGGUGGUGGUCAUGGGUAGGUAGAUAUCCAAUUUGGAAAUGCUCCUGAACUAUUUUUUCAAGGCAAAGCUCCAGGGUACCUGUUCUCAUUAGGGCCCUAUUCCCUUUGGGUUUCCACAGGUCUGCUCCCUGGAAUUCCACUAUUAUUUUCUCAUUUCAUUCCUGAAGGAAUCUUUCAUAUGCUCCGUAACAGCCUGUGCACAUCAGUGUGGUAUCUGCAGAAGUGAUUUGGAAAAAUAUCAGCAUCAGCAUUUGGACAGGCCAGGCUUGUGUCACUGUAUGUCUUUAUGCUCUCUGAUACGCCACACCAAAUUAAUGGCAGCAGAAGUAUAGAAUUAGCAGGUCAAACAAAGCUUUACUUGCCACAACUCUGAAGUCAUACGAUCCCAUGUGCAUCAAAACAUUGGCUAUUUAUUUGCAAAGCCACAAUAACAAAAGGGGAAGUUUCAGAGAGUCGGCCCUCCACCUAUCUGAAACAAGGCAAAAUACAGGAGAAUGAAGAGUAAAGUGUGGAAAUUAUUCUUAACUACAGAACUUACAUUGACAGCAUAGGCAAGUAAGGGCAUCUGUCCUGUAUACACUGCAUUACAUAAAGCCAGAUGCUGUAUAAAAGUGAUUCAGGUCUGUUCCAGUGGAAACAGAAGCACCUUUUCCUCCUCCUUGCAGCAGGCCCUCCCUUGCUACUUGGUGGUGUCUGACAGCAGCAGUCUGGGUGACUGCUGGCCAUCUGUGUCUGAGCAGAGUGUGCAAAAGGUAGGAACAGCCUGAGGGCUGCCCUCAGAUCUGAAAGACAGUUGCUCUUCCACUAAUGCCAACAGCUUACAUUAAACAUCUGUGCAAGAAAACAGACAAAUGGAUAAUUACCCAAAUAAACUGUCUACACUGGUUUUUAUCCAAAACGGUAACAGACAGGUUUAAUCAUUUACUCUGCUAGAAUUUUGCUUAGUCAGUAGGCUUUAUAUGCCUUGCAGUAUUGCAUCUUUUAAUACAGCAUAGAAAAAAGGGAAAAAGAAGAACACAGGUGAGGAAUGAGUAAGGGACAAUUUGUACAACGCACCAGGUGACCAGCCCACACUUGCUGCAUGCCUGUUGUUCAAGGUAUAUGACAGUCUCACAAUUUUCUAAAAAUCCUUCUGAUUAGGAGUGGUUCUGCCCAUAAAUCAGCAUGAAAUCUUGUUUAUCCUACUUAUAUCAUUCCUAUGCUAUGAAUGGCUAUAUAAAUUAUAUCUACUUUUCUAAAAUCAUCAGCAUGCAAGUUAUAGCAGUGACACACUGGUCUGACAGCCCAGCAGUAUUCUAAAAUAGGCUCUCAACUCAGUGUUGUCAAUUCUCUGUUUGCUUAAGAAACUCAUUUUUAAACUUGAUCACAGAAUGAGUUCAAAAAUUCUCUGGGUACCAGUACUGCAAUAUGCACUGUUAUCACAAAAGCCAGAGUCUUAUUCAGGACGGAGGUACCCAUCUACCACGUCACACCUACCUCAGAUGCAACAGUUUUCAUAUUUAACAGUGCAAACAAAUUCUUGAUUCAGGAACAAAACUCAGCUGAGUCUUAACUACAGACCUGUGACCUGAGCAUCUUCAUAAUAAAACGGGAACAAGAAUUAUCAUCUCAUGCUCUAAGCUUCCGCAGAUAUAAAGAUCACUUUUGUGCAAAACAAGGAAUACUGACUUGCAUAAACUAUGCAGUUUUUUAAUAUCAACUGAUAUUCAGUAGUGCAGUCUUACUGAAUUAUAAUAGAGUUGGCAACAAGAAACAUUUUCCAGCUGUAAUGUAUCCCGGUUAAUGAAUUAAUAGUGAUCAGGCUUGUCCAUGUUAAUGUUGAAAGAAAUUCAGUGCACUGCUCAACUUUCAGUUUUUGUUUGUUCUUUUGGGGGCAAUAUGUUUAUUCUCUAGAGCUAAACUUAGUACUGAAAUAACUUAGAGAGUGAUCUUGCAAAUAGCACUGGGUUAAAGGUUGGCUAACGCAUGCUUUUUCAUAGAAACUUGUGGAAUUAUUCACAAUGGGAGGCAAUGUAGGUGUUGGGAGAAUCAAGCUCAGAGUAUUGCAGAACCUAUUUUCUUGUAGUUUUGACUGUGGAUUUGGAUGAAUGUGUUGUUGUUCAAAAUAAAUACAGUCAAUCCCUAAUAAAUGCAUUUCAGUACUAUUUUUAUUAAAACAAAGUAAAGUAAAACAGCCCUCCCUUCUAGCACCCAAGGACAAAUUAAGAAAGAAAUAGCUGCCUGUUACGACCUGCAGUGUUUUACAGUCUUGUGCUGCAGGAACCCAUUGACUAACAAGCUGCAUUCCCAGAGCACAGACCCCCUGUGGCAGAUUUUGUGGGUGAGAAGCAGUGCCAAAGCACAGAAAUGCUCACAAAUGUGUAAUGGCCACUUUGGGGCCAGAAGUUACCCGCGCAGUGAUGAGAAGGCCAGGCCCCUUGCCUCUGGACCUCCUCCCAUUCCUGCCUGCAGCAUGCCUGGGGAUGCCUUCUGCCACAGCUUUCCCACCAGUCUAAUGGCAGCCAGAGCCUAGGUGCGGCAGUUUACUUCUAUCCCACUUAAGAAGUUGCUUUUAAGUCAUGUAUAAAUCACAUCAGAAUUUCUCCUGCGCAGCUUACAAAAUGCCCAAAGCUAAUUUAAAUGUUUUUCUACUGUUAACAGAUUCCUGACAGGGACACGGUUUGCUUCUUUCAAUUAAAAAAACCACGAAUUAAUAAAAACUUGUUCUGUUGGGGAGGGAGGAGGAGAGAAUGAUUAAGCAGCUUCAGAUUUACUCAGGAAGCCACAAAAGACAACAAAAGAAUUUGAAACAGCAGCAGGCAUUUUAACCUCCACCCAUCCCGAUGGCCUUACCUUCCUGAGUUUGGUUUUCUACGUUCUCCUGUUUUUCCAGCCAACAGUGCAUGCUAUGCUCUCUCUCUAUACAGUGCAUCUCCAGAGAUUAAAAUACAGCAUGCUUUGUUCAGUUACUUAUGAAUCUUAGAAAGUUCUCAUGGGAGGAUAUUCAAGUUUCACCUCACACACUUUCUUUUUGGCAGUUACUUGCAUUUUUCCCCCCCACUGUUCCCACCAAACAACCUUGUGCUGGAAAAUACAACAAUGAAGUGUAACUUCCAGUAACAGCUGCUCUUUUUCUGUUUAGUACAAAUGUUGUUGCAGAACAGACCUCUCGCCUCAAUGCACGAGUUUUAAAGCCUUCCUUUUCUGAUACUUCUGUUAAACAUAGAAAACUGUUAUCCAGGAAGUAAAUCUGCACAUAUCUGUUACGAGUUUGGAGGUUUUUUCUCCCCCACCUUCUAAUUUGCUCUUGCAACUUGUCAUAAAAACAUGAAACCAAUUGUACUACGAGUGUUUCUGUGUAUUUGCACGCUUCACUGCCUAAUAUCACAGUAGUACGUCAAUAUUUUUAGCCCUCGGUGUUUCUUGAUACGGUAUGAAGCUAGACAUUAAACACCAAGGUCAUUUUUUAUCUUUUUUCUGAUCUCAUCUUCCUCCUGAAGGUAUCAGUCAGAAAAGGAAUAGGAAAUUACAGCACCUUCAAUCAGUGAUGACCAAGCUUUCAGGCCAGAUGGCCCAGUGAGCUCCUUCCCAUAACAGGGGAGGCCAGAUUAGCACCACACCUCUCAGAUCUGCCUAUGAUCUGAGGGCUGAGCUUUACUCUGCUUUACACUAUUAAGAAUUAGGUUUUCUUUCACAUUCCAAGCAUUGCUCAAACCAUCCAGAAACCAGGAGUGAGAAUUCAGUUUGACAACACAUCAACAAAUAAGGGAAUGAUAAAGGAGAAAGAAAACUCCAAAAGCUGGUAAAACAAAGCCAGCUGAGAACAACGAGACUUAACUGUAAUGAUGUUGUUUUCCAUAGUAAAAUAACGAAGUAUUUGGACAUUUGCAGAUUAACAAAACACACAAAACAAACCACCCACAAAUCUCAGCGGGAGAGAGGGGAAAGCACAAGAGCAACUUCCUUGAAUUAAUUUGCAGCUCUAUGAACUCUGCUCCAACCCUUCACAAGAGGCAGUAAGGAUUUCUCUAUUACAGCUGCACAGCACCAGCCCCAGAAGCUUCAUUUACUGCAGCUUUAGAACAUAAGAUAAAAACGCUUACCCUGCUUGCAUGUAGGUCUAUAUCCUUUUCUUCCUCCACCAAAAUCUUUCUUUCAGUUUUCUAACACAACUGGCAGCAGACCAAUCCACAGCUCCUGCUUCAGCUCCAUGCCACCAGACUUCUGCAUCCCUUGAGCACAAACAGGCCUUACCCACAAUAUUCUAUGUUUAUGAAGAAGAAAAACAGACAGGGGGUGAGUGGGUAGGGAACGGGAACAAAGAACUUGAAGCCAUACAUUCAAUUUUAAAAUGUGUACUACCAUUUAACUGGAAUUUCAGCAACUCAUUCAGCAAUUACACUUUUUCCUUUCUUUUAAUCAGACACACUGCUUACAGCAUGCUAUCAAGACAGCAAUUAUAUCCCUAAGGGCCAUAGUACAUAGGACUCGGAUGUCCCUGAAGAUAAUUCCUAGAGCAAGAGAGCUAACUCAGGUGUUUAUGAGUUUUUAUUAUUAAAGACCUUGAGAUAUGAGGUAGCUACACUCUGCAGCCUCUGCCACAGAAUUCCAGGUGUAAACCAGUGAGAAACAGUUUAACUUCCAGAUUUUGGAUGCAUGGUGCUUGAGGGUAGCAGUGUUCUUAUUCGGACAUCUGGUUUCAGGCAAUCUUGCUAGAAAGUAGAAAGCCAGAAGCAAACAUAUGCCCUUAACAAAUACAAAGUAAUUUUUAAGGCACAGCUAACCUGAAAAAAUACAUAUAUCUUCAGAUGCAGAAACUUUACUCCCAAACAUAAAACAAGUACAGUUUAUGGAAAUGAACAUUGUAAGAUAAUGCUAUGAUGUAAACCUUUUCAAUGGUGCUUUAACAUUAUGAAUAUAUAUAUGUAUAUAUGCUUAAAAAUACUUAAUCUUUUUUGUUUUAAAUGUGUAAGUUUCCUUAAUUGAUUGGUAAUAUCUCAGCCUCUGUCUAUAGGCUUUUGCUGCUGUCAUCAUUUUCCCUGGUGCUCCUGAGGGUCUUUGACUCUGUUCCAACUCUUUUUAAAAAGUAGAGCAAAUACACUUAUGUAUAUAUUGUUUGUAAUAAAUACCAAUACAGCC
Messenger RNA from Coturnix japonica (Japanese quail), 7509 nucleotides. It is a transcript of the gene AQP9, whose product is annotated as aquaporin 9. Gene Ontology annotation, biological process: glycerol transmembrane transport; water transport. Lineage: Eukaryota; Metazoa; Chordata; Aves; Galliformes; Phasianidae. Gene Ontology annotation, cellular component: plasma membrane; basolateral plasma membrane. Gene Ontology annotation, molecular function: water channel activity; glycerol channel activity; urea transmembrane transporter activity. The record is from RefSeq and is a predicted model, not a curated record.